Messenger RNA from Geodia barretti, 4093 nucleotides. The record is from the annotation of a GenBank genome assembly. NCBI's taxonomy places the organism in Eukaryota, Metazoa, Porifera, Demospongiae, Tetractinellida, Geodiidae.
AAACAGGUUUACAUAAAAGUAUACCUUUUCCGGCGUACUUCACAAAGAACAGGUUUACUGACGCACACGGCGCGUCACGCCCACCCCAAACGGAAUGUAGACCACGACGACGCGACGCAGGAUCUAGGGAACCGGGGAUUGGGGGUUUGGGGACGUAUAAUAUUUUUCGUAGUCCGUGUAAAAUUGAUGCAUGGUCAUUGCGCAUGCGUAUAAAAACCAGACGUAAACAAGAAGAGAGAAAAACGGCAAUGGUAGACUUUCACAGCUUUUCGCUUUUGUUUAAGAGUAAACCUGGGAUAAUGGAUUAGUCGAGGAGAGGGAAACAAGUGAUGGGUCUUGUGGACUCCUUCGCAUCCCAAACGCGUGGUAGCCUCGUUCCCACGACCGUCCUUCCGCGUAGCGUCGCUCGCGCGGCAACCCAGCGCUCCAGCCGGCAGCGCCAGUGAUGGCUUACCGCCACCACUACCGGGCGGGCGGCGGGCAGCUUCAGGCCCUGCUGGACUAUGAGUACUCGCCGGGGAACCUCAUCGGCCACGGAGCCUUCGCUCUCGUCUUCAAAGGCAGGAAGAAGAAGACCCUAGAGGUAGUGGCAAUAAAACAGAUAUCCCUAAAGUCAGCUCCAGACCAUCUCUCCUCCAUCAGACAGAAGGAAAUUGAAAUCCUGAAGGAAGUGAAGCACACCAAUGUGGUCCAGUUGUUGGACUAUCACGUGAGUCACACCACCAGGUCACGUGACCUGUGAUGUCAUACUGGUAUCACAUGACCUGUGAUGUCAUACUUGUAUUGUUCUCACUUCCCCUACUGCAGGAAGAGAAGUCUCACAUCUACCUGGUCAUGGAGGUAUUCUAGACCUCAUCUUCCUCUUUCAUGUUUCCCUUUCUUCUUUCUCCCUCUCUCUUGCCUUGUCGGAACUCCCUCUCUCACUCCCUCCCUCUCUCACUCUCUCCCCAAUCACCAGUACUGCAAUGGAGGUGACCUGGGAGACUAUCUGCAGACCAAACACACACUCUGCGAGGACUCAAUCCGCCACCUCACCAACCACAUCGCCAAUGCCCUGGCCACUCUGCACAGUCAGCACAUCAUUCACAGAGACAUCAAACCUCAGAACCUGCUUCUCUCGUAUCCCUCUCCUUCUCCUUCCUCCUCCUCCUCUUCAUCCUCAUCUCUGUCCGGGAGUGGGAGUGCCAAAUGUGAUCGAACCAUCACUGAAGCCACUAUCAAACUAGCUGAUUUUGGGUUUGCCCGACACCUGAAUGGCACGGACAUGGCUGCCACUCUCUGCGGCUCUCCUCUCUACAUGGCCCCGGAGGUUCUACUGGGAGAGAAGUAUGACGGGAAGGCUGAUCUGUGGAGUGUUGGCACAAUCAUCUUCCAGUGCCUUACUGGAUCUGCCCCCUUUCUGGCCAACAACCCACAUGCCCUGAGGAGACGCUACGAGAGGGAGAAACUGGUGGCCAAGAUUCCGGAGGGUACUUCGCGCCAUCUUGCCUCCCUGCUCGCCAAGCUCCUAAGAAAGAACCCCAGAGAUAGACUAGCUCAUGAGGAUCUGUCGGUGCACCCAUUCCUAGCAAACCCUUCCAUCCAAGCCUCAGGGUACCUGAUGAUGGCUCCUUCACCCCCUCGUGCCAAGUCCUCCCCUGUCCCCAUCAGAAGACACACCCCCUCUCCCUCCCGCACCCCCUACUCCUCUCGCCACUCCCACUCUCAGCGGCAGAGUCCGUAUGAGAUCUUUGUCUCUCCUUCGUCCGGUCCUCCCUCCAUCCACCCUGUUGGCAGCGCCUCAUCUCUUGCCCGUCACCACAGUCCACACUCUGACAUCACUGAUCAUGGGUUCAUCUUGGUGGAGUCUCCUGGUCUCUCCUCCUCUCCUCUCUCACUCACCUCCAGCCCCCACUCCGGGAGCUACGGCAGCGCCCGAAGCCACACACCCUCAUCAUCUGGACACACCCCCUCCUCGUACGGCUCUUCCUCCAUGCAGCGGUUCCGCAGCCUCACCACACCCUUUUACCAAGCCACACCGAAUUCGCGCAGUUCUAAUGGGAGCACACCAACUAUAAAAGGAAGCGAUGUCGUUGCCAACUCGCCACCUAAUCCUGCUGAUUAUGGUCGGCCUCGAUCCCAUUCCAAUACUUCCAGACGCCGAUGUUCGGAACCACAAGUGGGCGUGGCACCUCUUUCACACACCCCGCCCUUUGGCAGACUCAUGCAGUUGGGCGUCGCCCCGGCAACCGCUCAGUCUCCGCCCACGAACUCCAUCCAUCGUCAGACCUCCUCCUCGCCUUCCCCAUCCUCACCGUCAGGCCACGCCUACCAAAUGGGCAAUAAUGUGGGCGUGGCAGUGGGUGGAGCUCGACAGACAUUGAGAGGAGGAGGGGGAGGGAUGAGAUAUUCUCUGGUGACCCAUGGCAGUGGGUCUAAACUGACCUCUCUGUCGGAGCAGGCGGAGCAAGAGGACACUCAGUGGCAGCGAGAGGAGAGUCGGAGACGAGGGAGUCGACGAGGCAAAAAGGCUCCCCCCGCUAACAAGGGGGACACCCCUUCGCUAGAGAAGAAACUGGAAAGACGGGUUUUUCUGGACCAGCUGAUCACGGCGAGCCAGGUCCUGGUAUCUGACGAUGAGGAAGAGAUCGACGAGGACGAGGUGGAUUUUUCCAUCUCACUCUCGCUGCAGUCGAGUCAGUCCAGCAACAAGACGGACGAACAGGAGGACGAGGAGGAGGGUGGGAGUGGCAGUUCGGAGGUGGCCACGCCCAAAUUCUCGGUGAGAUCUGGAGCUGGGAGGCGGUGCAAGAGUGCUGGGGGAGGAGAGGGAGGGAGAGGUUCGUUCUCGCAGCAACACUCUGAGCAGCUGGCGGAGAAUCUCCAGGCAAUUCACAGUCGCGCCGCGUCCCUCUCCUCUCACCAGAGCUGGCUGGAAGGCAGCGGAGACUCCGCCCUCUUUGCCCCUGCUGCAAUCACAGAGUACCGCUUCGAGGUGUCCCUUGCCGCAGAAAUCAAACCCGUGACACCUACAUUUCAGCUCCCCCGAGGGCCCCCCUCGUCUCAAUCUAAUUUACCCCCACAACCAGAUCGAAGGGUCCCUCAUCAAUGUCGGGAUGGGGCUAACUUGAACGUUGAGUUGCCCCGUGAACAGUGGAGAGAGGAGGGGAGGGGAGGUGUGCGGGUAGUGAGGAAGGGGGCGAGGGGAGGUGUGAUUGGAGAGGGUGUGAGGGUGUGUCUGGCUCCUCUGCAGCAGGCAGUGGCCCUGGCAGGAGAGCUCACAGCGAUGGCUCAAGCCCGUCAGGGACCAAUCAUGCUUCUCUCAACUGAUCUGAGUUCGUCCGGUGGUGUUUCUCGCUCUCAGCGUCACUCAGAGCAGCUGGUUCUCUAUGCCAAGGCAGUGGCUGUCCUGGACUCUGGACUGAGGCAGUUUCAGAUCCAAAUGGCAGCCAGCAGCUGUGAGCUGGAACAAGGCCCCCUCCGUACUGCUGAGGUGGAGGCUGGGGAGAUGCAAGAGACGUGCCUGGAGAGAGCGAGACAGCUUCGCGAGGAACUGGAUAAGACAGGAAGCGCCACUCCCUCCCUCCAUCUCUCUGCCGAGAGACUGCUACUGUUGGAGGCUCUGGAUAUGUGUAAACAUGCAGUCCUGAGCGAGCAAGCAGGAGAAACGAAGGAGUGCGUCAAGAAGUAUCGCAUUGCAAAACUUAUCUUCACUCACCUUCUCUCUGAGGCCAAGACGCACCGAGACAGGACAAUCCUCACCAACUAUGUACAGUCGGUGACAAGGCGGAUCCAAAGACUGACAAACAACUGUUGACGUUCCCAUACUCUCAUACACCCAUUCCCCCAUACCGCAUGCUGCCAUACUUUGGAACCAGUUUUAAAAGUUGUUCCGGGACACUCAACUCUGUUUUAUCCUCCCAUCAUCUCAUCAGCAAAGAGCAUUUUAUAAUCGGCUCACGUGAUUUAUAUUUUUGUUGGGUUUGUUUACUCAAAUGUUUUUGUUAAGUGUUUUAUUUGUCAGUAUAUUCGUCUCUGGUGUAUCUACUUAUCAUCUGUAUAGUAGUUGGUUGAACGUGAUCGAUUGCAGUCGUAGAUUUUGAUAACACCAUGU